AUGGAGGCGCACACGGAUAGGGAUGCAAGCUGCUGCAACACCAUCACGGAAGCGCUGGCAGCGCUGCGGCAGGGAAAGCCCGUCGUGGUGAUGGACGACCUUGACCGCGAGAAUGAGGCAUGUCGUGGAGAUUUGGUGGUGGCAGCCGAGUUUGCCACCAAGGAGUCACUGGCGUUCAUGUGCCGUCAUUCGUCAGGCCUCCUCUGCGCUCCCAUCACCGAGCAGAGGGCGCGGGAGCUUGACCUGGCGCCGAUGGUGACAACCAAUACGGACCGCAACAGCACCGCAUUCACCGUGUCCAUCGACGUACUGGAGGGAACAACGACUGGCGCAUCUGCUGGGGACAGGGCCCUGACGGCCCGCGCGCUCACCAGCGCCUCCGCUACCCCAGCCUCGUUCUCACGACCCGGGCACCUCUUCCCGCUCGUCGCACGCGAUGGUGGCGUGCUCGUGCGCAACGGCCACACAGAGGCAUCGGUGGAUCUGUGCCGCUUGGCAGGGCUGCAACCGGCGGCAGUCAUCGCAGAGCUCAUGCACCCAUGUGGUGACAUGAUGCGCUUCGAUGCCUGCAGGCAGUUUGCAAGCACCCACGACCUCCCCAUCAUCACCAUCGCCGACCUUCAGGUGUACGUGCGUGACCAGCAGCAACAGCGCCAAUAUGAGGAGGCUACGGAGAAGCAGGAGCCUGGCCACACUGCUCUCAACACCAACCUUCCAGACUCCGUCCUCGUCAAGGUGUACCGAGAAGUGGGCACAGACCUUGAACACGUUGCUCUUGUCAAAGGCGACAUCGCCAACAAGCCGGACGUCUUGACACGUGUGCACUCGGUGUGCUUGACAGGCGACGUGUUCCACAGCCUGCGCUGCGACUGUGGGCCCCAACUGCAGGCGGCACUUGCACAGAUCGAUACUGCUGGGUGUGGGGUGCUGGUUUACAUGCGUGGGCACGAAGGUCGCGGCAUUGGUCUUGGCAACAAGAUCAAGGCCUACGCCCAGCAGCAGCAACAUCGCCUCGACACGUACCAGGCGAACGAGUCGCUUGGAUUUCCGUCGGAUCUGCGCACGUACGAGAUUGCCGACGCAAUUCUGCACAGCCUCCGCCCAGCCAGCGUGUGCCUGCUUACCAACAACCCACUCAAGCCCACCGCCCUGGCUCGCGUGCGUGUGUCACACGUCAAACAGCUGCGGCUCGCGCCGUCUCUGACCAGCGCCGCGUACGUGCUGGCAAAGCACAAGCGCGAGCAAGAGAUUGCCACUGCUUUGCGCAGUACAGUCGUUGGUGGCAGCGCUGGGGACCUUGCGGCCAUUGUCGCAGACGACAACUGCAAAGACACACGCAACAAUGACGGCAGCAGCAGCAGCAACAACAACAACAACAAUAGCAGCGGCAACAGAUGUGUGGUUGACGAGGACCAUCUGCACGAUAGCAGCCGCGGCUCUACAGCAUCUCCCAACACCAACGCUUCGUCCCCCACGCCAGCAAGCACACCCGUUGCAUCGAUUGGCGGUGAUGUCAGCGGCGUUGCAGUGACAGUGUCCAGCGCAGUCACCAACGCAAGCUGCUUCUCCAACGCCAACAACGUUACCACGAGCAGCAUCGACACCACCACCACCACCACCACCACCACCACCAGCGGCAGCAGCAAGGGGUUGCUCGCGUCAUCGCCGGCAUUGGAGCUGCCGCCACAUGUCCUGGAUUGCCUGCAAGCAAACGCGACGCAAGUGCCAGCGGCCGUUGACGAGCUGUUCAUGCGGCGCGCGCUGUCCCUGGCGCGGCUGGGCCGUGUGAGCGCGCCGCCAAACCCUUGGGUUGGCUGCGUGCUUGUUCGCGACGGCCACGUCAUCGGCGAGGGCUACCACCGGCGCGCUGGCAUGCCGCAUGCCGAGAUUGAGGCCAUGGCCGACGCCGUGCUGCGUGCAGGCAUCGACAUCAUGGAGCACGGUGGCGCCGCUGCUGCUCUCGCUGACACGCCGUUUGCGGCCUUUGCCAACACGGCUGCCGCCCAGACGCACAGACUGCUGCAGCGGGGCAAGAGCAAGCGUGCUGCGAGUGAGGCCAAGUCCACCACUGCGAAGACCCCAAGCGCAUGCACGUUGACCACUGCUACGGGUGUGGUGGAAGCGGUGCGAGCUGUACUAGCUGGCGCCACGGCGUACGUCACGCUGGAGCCCUGCCACCACCAGGGGCGCACGGGCCCAUGCGACCAAGCCCUUGUGCAGGCCGGCGUUGCACGCACGGUGAUUGCGGUCACGGAUCCCGACGAGCGGGUGUCUGCGCGUGGGCUGGCGUUUCUGCGCUCGCGUGGCGUAGAGGUUGCCACGGGCGUGUGUGGGGCGGAGGCGGAGGCGCUCUUGGCGCCGUACCUACACCAGCGGCGCACGGGCCGACCCUUGUGCGUCAUCAAGACUGCGAUCAGCAUCGACGGGCGCGUGGCGUGCAAGGACGCCACCUCCAAGUGGAUUACGGGGCCGCUCGCUCGCGCGCGCGCACACAAGAUGCGGGCGGAGUCGCAGGCGGUGUUGUGUGGCAUCGGCACGGCGCUUGCCGACAACCCAACUCUCAAUGUGAGGCUUGCGCUGGCCUCGCUCCCGCCCGGAGAGCGCGCUGCGUUUGCACCUGCCAUGCAUGCAGCUUCACCGUCGCCCGUGACUGUCGCUGGCGCGGGUGCACACUUCGGAAGGGGGAUGCCGCUUGUACGGGUGGUGCUGGAUGCAAGGGGCCGCUUGUUCGAGGGCCGCCUCCUUGACACGUCCAUUGCGCCCACCAUUGUGUACACGAGCCGCGACUGCUCUGCACAGGCGCUCAAGACCUGGGCCGCGCAUGGGGUGGAGGCUGUGGUCGUUGACACAGCUUGUGCCAGUGGUUACGCUGGCGCUUGUAGGGGCGUUGACACUCGUGUUGGCGGUGACGCUGCGGCGCCAGUGCUGCUGGAUCUGAUGCAGGUGCUGCGCGACUUGGCCAAGCGCGGUGUGCUGCAAGUGCUUGUGGAAGGCGGCGCGCAGGUGCACUCGUCGUUUGUGCAGCAGGGGUUGGGCGACCAGCUUGCGGUGUUUGUGGGGCCGAAGCUGCUUGGCGGCACAGCUGUGCCCUGGCUCCCUGACGAGCUGGCAUCCACCAUGGCACACGCGCGCACCUACUCGCUUGUGCGCGUGGAGACGUUUGCUGCCGCUGCACGUCAACAACAGGGCGACGGCACCGACAGCAGCGAACACAAACAGGGCAAGGAGGUGUCCACGGGUGGCGACAUUCUCUGCGUGUAUCGCAAGGCUGAUUGA
Salpingoeca rosetta is the source of this 3276-nucleotide messenger RNA. RefSeq names its product riboflavin biosynthesis protein RibA. Gene Ontology annotation, cellular component: cytosol. The transcript is spliced from 6 exons. Gene Ontology annotation, molecular function: 3,4-dihydroxy-2-butanone-4-phosphate synthase activity; 5-amino-6-(5-phosphoribosylamino)uracil reductase activity; GTP cyclohydrolase II activity. NCBI's taxonomy places the organism in Eukaryota, Choanoflagellata, Craspedida, Salpingoecidae. Gene Ontology annotation, biological process: riboflavin biosynthetic process. The coding region runs from base 1 to 3276 and encodes 1091 amino acids. The record is from RefSeq and is a predicted model, not a curated record.